AGUGAUUCGCGAGUGUUAUGUGCGUGCGUUGAAGGUGUUUUGUUCAUCAGCAAUGAAAGAUAGUUCGUGUCUAUGGCAUUAAUGUGUUAUAAAACGAGUGUUGUGUGUGCCGUUUCUUUUCAUGUUAAUUAGUGGGAUUUGUAAAAUGUGAGUUUAAUGUCAUUUAAAUGAUUGUGAAGUGCAGCACACGCUAUGGCCGCUAACAACAGAAACCGAUCCGUCGUUCAGCAUAAAAAUAUUACUGCAAUAUUUUCGAAAUUGCAUGGUGCAUUUUCAGACGCGAUGGCCCCUCCAAAACUAGCAACUGACAAGAAAACAUUGGAUAAAACGUGGAAGUUGAUGGACAAGGUUGUCAAAUUAUGUCAACAUCAAAAAAUGAACCUAAAAAAUUCCCCUCCUUUCAUCCUUGAUAUCUUACCGGAUACCUAUCAGCGUUUGAGGCUCAUUUACUCUAAAUAUGAGGAUAAAAUGAUAGUUUUGCAUAACAACGAACACUUCAAUGUAUUUAUCAUUAACUUAAUGAGGAAAUGUAAACAAGCGAACAAGCUUUUCAAGGAGGGUAAGGAAAAAAUGUUCGAUGAAAACUCGCACUAUAGGCGGAAUUUAACAAAACUCAGUUUAGUUUUUAGCCAUAUGUUAAGUGAACUGAAAGCUAUAUUCCCCAAUGGAACAUUCGCAGGGGAUCAAUUUAGAAUAACAAAAAGCGAUGCAGCCGAGUUCUGGCGGAUUAACUUCGGAAACAGCACACUGGUGCCGUGGAAGGUGUUCAGACAAGCGCUCAACGAGGUUCAUCCCAUCAGCUCGGGUCUAGAAGCCAUGGCACUCAAGUCAACAAUCGACCUCACGUGCAACGACUACAUCUCCAACUUUGAGUUCGACGUCUUUACAAGGUUGUUCCAGCCUUGGUCGUCGCUGCUGCGUAACUGGCAGAUCCUGGCUGUAACACACCCCGGCUAUGUGGCCUUCCUCACCUACGAUGAAGUCAAGGCUCGGCUGCAGAAGUACAUCAACAAACCUGGAAGCUAUGUGUUCCGUCUGAGCUGUACCAGGCUAGGACAGUGGGCCAUCGGAUAUGUGACAGGGGACGGAGACAUCUUGCAGACCAUCCCACAGAACAAGUCUCUUUGUCAAGCACUACUGGAUGGCCACAGAGAAGGAUUUUACCUCUACCCAGACGGACGUAACGUCAACCCAGACUUAUCUUGGGCUGUGCAACCUACUCCUGAGGACCACAUCAAGGUUACUCAGGAGCAGUACGAGCUGUAUUGUGAGAUGGGCUCCACGUUCCAACUGUGCAAGAUCUGUGCAGAGAAUGACAAAGACAUCCGGAUAGAACCUUGCGGUCACCUGCUGUGUACACCGUGUCUUACGUCUUGGCAGGUAGAUUCGGAGGGGCAAGGCUGUCCGUUCUGCCGGGCUGAGAUCAAGGGCACAGAACAGAUCGUGGUGGACCCGUUUGACCCGAGGAGGCAGCACAAGGCGGGGACCAUCACAGUGGACCCGGACGAUGAUGAUGAGGACCUGAACAAUUGGAAUAUGAACAAUAGUUGUCUUCAAGCUCUUGCGCUUUCCCCUCGCACAGAAACUGCUGAUAGUAGGGGCGGGAGAAGUCCAAUGAUAUCUCCGGGAACUUCACCACUGUUGGUCCGAAGAGCUACUGCUCCCCCUCCACCUCUACCUCCCCGCCGUGCCUCCCCUAUACUCGGCACACCUGCCAAUUCUAUCAGUUGUAACCAGCUGACAGUUCCUAGUGAGGAAGCACCGCCGCCCCCGCUUAGUAGCCCAUCUCCCCCCGCCCACCACAUGUCUGAUGAGACGCCUAACAUCAAUGGAUUAUCAGCAGAGUCGAGAUACGACAUCUUACAGACUGCAAGAAACCACCUUCGCCACCAGUCUUGCCCCACCAUCCCCAGCACGAUUGCCAACAUGCUGCCUACAAAAUCCCUCACCACACAUCAAUUCCCCGCAGAUCUCCCGUCUGCCCCACCUCUACCUCCGGAACCACCAAUUCAUUAUGCGGAGCUUGCCCCCCUCUCUGAGGAGCCUAGCUAUGAGAACACUAUCAUCCUACCAGGAAAUAUCACUGUGAUAAAACCGAUCUAUGGUUUGACAACGGGAUUGGAGGCACCUAUAAUUUCAACUGGUGUUGGAACAGCCAAAUAUUCCCCAGCAGAUAAUAGGUUAAACCUGGAGCUGAGCGCUAAUGUGAGCAUAGUGCACGGUCCCUCCCGAGCGUCGUCUGUCGACUCUCAGAGUUCGUCCAGCAGUCUCACCCUCCCUCCACACCCCCCCUCCACUCCUUCACCUGCCUCGGCAUACGAGAACCUCAACAUGGACCACAUCGCCAAGCUCACAUCUCAAGGAUAUUCCCAAGAAGCGGUCAUUCGAGCCCUGGGAAUCACCCGGAAUGACCUAGAUAUGGCUUGGGACAUCCUCAACGAGUUUGCUACCAAACAAACAACGUGAUGAGGCGUCUCUUCUAUUACAGUGACAGGGUUUAAAUGUGUCAUCAGUUUGCUUGUACAUAGCCAUUUAGCACUAUUCAACUUAGUUCGCACAGACUUUAUGACCAAACCGCGUAACUAGGCUAUACUUGAUUUAUUUUACAACUUUACCGAGUAAAACCAUGCAAUAUUUUUGUACACAUUCUAGUCUUAUUCGAAACUUAUUGAAUGUUAACUUGUAAUAUUUUUGUAAAUCGUUCCCCUCGUACUUGCAAAUAUGUACAAAUAGUUAUUGUUGAGAUGGAUACAAUCAUCUGUUAGUUUGUUGAACAAUCAUUUUGUAUCAGACUCAUGCUGAUAUAUAUGUUCCUCUUGAAAUCAUGCGUAUCAAUUUGGUAACAGCAAGUAGUUCAUCCUUAACAUUAGUCCAGGAAAAACCUUAGUCUUUGAAUAUUGUUAUAAAUACUUCACAAAAUCAGAUAGGUUUAUUCAUGUGUUUAGUCUCAAGAAUAAUGUGUAUGAUGUAAUACCAUAAAAGUUUGUUUUAUCACUAUAUGUUAUAACUAAUUAGAUUAUUAAACUUGUGUAGUAUAAACUGCAGUAAAAUAUAUUUUCUUAAUCUGAAAACUAUUGUAACGUACAAUUACUGUAAUAUUAAGUGCUUUGUAUUAUUUUACAUUGAAUUUAUCUCUUACUGGAUCUUAAGUACCCUCAAGAACUUAAAUAAAUGCAGUAAACGUAUAAACAUUUGCACAACACAAAUCAACAAAAUUUUUGUGCAGAAAUAAAAACUACUGUGCAGUGUUCGGCUUAUUUAAUUUUCAGUUACUUAAUUUUUAUUAGCAGUUAUUUGUACUGUUAUUAGUAGUUACUUGUCACCUAGUGUUAGCAAAUAUAAUUUUUUUGUCCUUAAAAUUGUAAGGUCUUCAAGGCCUGGUUAGAAUGGUUACAGACAAAACAUAAUACUUGGAAUAUUUUUUGUUUAUAAAGAGGUUGGCAUCUCAUUCAACAAACAUAUAGUCCAGUCAAAAUAUAUAAAUUAAUGACUUAACCUCAAGAACCGUUUGUCGGAGCUAAAAGUGACCAAUACUAAAUGAAAGAUAAUUAAAUUAUCAACAAACUUAAUUGUUACAGAGUUAUAGGGUUAGUUGUAGGGCGCUAAAAUAUGGGGUUUUUUCCUCAAAUUGUCUGUACUUUACUUUGCACCAUUGUUAGUACCCCGAUAGUUUGAGAAAAAACGCCUAAUUUUAAAGCCCUAUAACUCGGUAACCAUUAGGAAUAAAAUAAAAGUGCUAAUGUCAUUUUUGUUGAAAAUUUUUUGGUCUUUCAUUGGUAUACAGCCACUUUUAAGUCCAACCAACGGUUCUUGAGAUAUUAGCCAAAAACCAAAAAAGGUGCCCUGUUUUUGCUAAUUGCCGCUAGAGCUUGCCUCAUAUUAAUGGGGACUUUUGAUAUAAUGUUCCCUAGGUACCUAGAUAUAAGUGUGCAAAGUUUGAUGCCAGUGAAAUUUUCAGUUAAAGAAUCACAAACCCUUUUUAAGGAACCCAUUACGUUUUUGUGGAUAUGUCCGGAAUCAAACCUGUACCGCUCACCAAAGCCCGAGAUGCUAACCACUAAUCCUUUAUCGGAAAUUAAACGGUUCUUGAGGUUACCUAUGUGAACAAGCUAUGUUUAUUUCCUUAGUUCCAACAAAUAUUUGUAUGUUUCGUACAAUUAGUCGCACUGCAUGCCACUUGUAACACCAAUUUUGUGAUAAUUGCUCUAAAUGUUUAAUGUUUUUUUUAACUUGUGAAUUUUUCAGUAUGUUUAGUUUUUUGUUAGGGUGUCACAUUAAAAAAUGUUAACCUAAUAAUUAGAAACUUACAAAAGUAUAGACACAUUGAAUAAAAACACAGGGUAGGUUUAUCAAGAACUUAAUUGAGUGGUUAUAAAAACUAUUCUGUAAAGAGCAAGUGAUUUUAUCUAAUAAGUUUAUGUGCGUUCAUAUAAUAUUUGCAAACAUUCAUUUGUUUUUUUGUAAGUGUUACAUUUCAUAUUGUAAUCACUGUAACACCCUUUUUUCUCCAUAUAAAAGUUUUCAGUGAAACCGGGCCUGACCAAAUUUUAUAAAACAAUUAUUACAAAUACAAGACCUUAUGACUACAGUGACAGAUAAUGAUCUUGGUAUAUGUUUAUAAUGUUUUCG
Messenger RNA from Macrosteles quadrilineatus (aster leafhopper), 4629 nucleotides. It is a transcript of the gene Cbl, whose product is annotated as E3 ubiquitin-protein ligase CBL-B. Lineage: Eukaryota; Metazoa; Arthropoda; Insecta; Hemiptera; Cicadellidae. The record is from RefSeq and is a predicted model, not a curated record. Gene Ontology annotation, biological process: negative regulation of epidermal growth factor-activated receptor activity; cell surface receptor signaling pathway. The transcript has 14 exons. Gene Ontology annotation, molecular function: receptor tyrosine kinase binding; ubiquitin protein ligase activity; SH3 domain binding. The coding region runs from base 193 to 2466 and encodes 757 amino acids. Gene Ontology annotation, cellular component: membrane raft; plasma membrane.